AUGGAGUCAGCCGUCGGCGCCCUCUACGGCGCCUCGAGCGUCAUCCAAGGCGCUUUCGGCUUCGCCAAAGGCAUGCUGCAUCCGACGCAGCCGCUGCGCGCCUCCCUCACCCACAUUUCCUCUGCCCCGCUGCCGCGCGCCGGCCACACCCUCGCCGUCGUCAAGGGCCGCGCCUACAUCUUCGGUGGCGAGGGCCCCGACGGCCACCUCGCCGACAACGCCAUGCACGUCGUCAUCCUGCCCUCGUCCGGCGUCCUCGAGGCCGACUACUACGCCAUCAAGCCGCGCGCCGGUACCAGCGGCGGCCCGGUCCCUGCUGCCCGCAAGCAGCACAGCGCCGUCGUUGUCGGCGACGACAUCUUCAUCUUCGGCGGCGAGCUGGAUGCCGCUGCUUCCGCUGAGACCGAGGCCGAGCAGCCCGGCACCGUCUGGGCCUUCUCCACCGCCACAGCCGCCUGGUCGCGCCUCGUGCCUUCCGAUCCCGAAGCCCCCGCUCCCUCUCCUCGUGCCUUGCACGCUGCCGCUGCGGCCGAGGAGCCCGCGCCCCGCCAGGUCAACGCCCCGCCCGCAAACAUCCUGCCCCAGCAGCCGCCUGACCCGGCCAAGACGGUGCCCGAGCCGCCCGAGCCCGAGAGCUGGGGCACGCUGUUCGUGGCGGGCGGACGCGCGCUCGGCAACAACAGCGCUGACGAGGCCGAGGCCGAAGCCGCCGCCGCCGCGAAAUCCCAGGUCCUGCACGACCUCUGGGCCUUUGACGUGCGCAGCCGCACGUGGAUAUCACUCGCGCCGCCGCCGGGCCCUGCCCGCAUCGGCGCCGCCCUCGCCCUCUCCGGCUCGCGCCUCUACCUCGUCGGCGGCGCCACCGCCUCCCCCACCAUGCCCGUCCCCCGCCCCGUCGCCUCGCUCGACGUCUCCGGCCUGUGGAAGUUCUCGGCGGCGGGCGGCCGCCCUAGCAGGACGCUGUCGGGCGAGUGGGAGACGCUCUCGCACCCUCCGGCUACUGCCUCGGACGACAAAACCGCCGCCGCGAGCGACGAGGACGCAGCAGGCCCCGAGCCCCGCGCCGGCGCCGCCUUGCUGCCCGUCACGACGGGCCAGGGCCGGGGCUACGCGCUGCUGGUGGGCGGGGCGCGCCCGACCGCAGCCGCGUCAUCGUCGUCGUCGCGCCUCUACUCGUCGAUCCUAGCGCUGCAGCUGCCCUCGCCGGCCUCGACGGCCGCGGCUGCAAAGGACGCCGUCCGCGGCUCGGCGCGCCUGGACACGCACGCGGGCCGUUGGGCCGAGGUGCGGUACCGGUACGUGGACGCGAGCGGGGACGAGGUGGGCGCGCCGGCGGAGUUGGUCGCGGCCGGGGAGGUGGGUAUGGGCGGGCGGGCCGGGUUCGCGGCCGCGGCGGGCACCGAGGUCGAUGGUGCGAGCGUGGUGGCGUGGGGGGGUGUGGAUGAGGGUGGACGCGUGCGCGGGGAUGGCUGGUUGAUUACCGUGGACCGGUAG
Molecule: messenger RNA, 1494 nt
Organism: Aplosporella prunicola CBS 121167
Lineage: Eukaryota; Fungi; Ascomycota; Dothideomycetes; Botryosphaeriales; Aplosporellaceae
Exons: 2
Coding region: 1-1494 (497 amino acids)
Molecular function (GO): protein binding
Source: RefSeq, a predicted model, not a curated record